AGGAGCAGCUGAGAGAAGAGGGACAGGGAGAGAAAGAGGAGCUAUAACAACACAACAAAUCAUCUGUGGUGUGAGACUCGCACGUGGCCUUGGACUUGAUGACUUGUUUGAAGAGUUUAGAGGGAAGCACAUGAAUUGGGUCAGACAGAAGCAGAAGAUCACACCUGUAAAGUUUUGUGAUAGCGUUAGAAACUUUUCAGGAGAUAACAGAUCAUAACUGGACUUCAUUCACCUCUUGAUGUCUAGACUUGAACACUGAGCUGCAUCUUUUCUCUGAAUUUUUGUGGAUCUUGCUGCUUUUCCAGCCGCCACUCAACUUUCCUGCAGACUGGAGCUCAGUGUGAGACGCAGCAGGAGGACGCGGGGGCAAAAAGAGAGUAUUGCCAUCCAUCUCUAGCCCACCCUCAGCUUUGGACGCGCCCCUCCUCUCUGCCUGUCUUCUUUUGCCCCUUCAACCUCCCAACCCACCCCUCAUCCCCUCCUCCUCUUCUACACCUCACCCCCCAACAGAGCAGAAAGCGUGAAAAAUCUCACUAAUGGGUUUAUUUGCUGUCAGAUCUGCGCCGAUCUGUCAUUCCCUUGCACCAUUUUGCUUGACACAUUUCAUAGUUGAGUAAGCCUCCUCUAGCUUUCUGGCUAGAGUUAACAGUGCCCCUGCAACGUUGUGCUGCCUGAGAGCUCAUCAAGGAGGGGAGCAACAGCGGCAGCAGCCAGUCUGACAGUCUCUUGGACAGGGAGUCCCUGAAGCUGCAUUCCUCUGGUCUCCGUCCUCAGCUUUGUGGGCAUCCUUCAGCUUCUCAGAAGAUUCCGAUUAUUUCUGCAGGGAUUGAUUGAGAAUAAGUGUGAAGAUGAGGUGUGCAGCUGGGCCUCUGGCCGUGAUGGCUGCAGUGUUUUGGACUCAGUGUGUCCUUCUGGAUGGGGUGGAAGCCAAGAAGGAGAGAAAGAGGCCAAAGGAGGCCACCCCACAGCACACGGAGACCUUCAAUGCUACUCUGUCCAACAGUGAAGAGGUCGGUGGAAGCAUCAAGCAGAUUUCUGACAACCAGAGAGUAGAUCCACUGGGAUCAUGGAUGGACUUUGUCAAAAGACCUGUUGGCAACUUCCCUGGAAAGUGUCGCAAGCGCAAACGACCCCUGCCGGGCCCACCCGGUCCUCCUGGCCCUCCUGGCCCUCAGGGACCUCCAGGCUCUCCUGGGGCUGAAGUGACCCAGGAAGUUCUUCUGCAGGAGUUUAAAGACAUGAUCAAAGAGGCUACAGAGAGGAGAGCAGCUGCUCUGGACAGAGCAACAAGCCCCAGCCAGCUACCUACAGCUCUCCUCACUCUGGAAGGGAUGACAUCCUACCGGCGGAUCGAGGAGGCGUUCCACUGCAAGCUCAAGGGACCGGUGGUGGUGGACAAGAAGACGCUGGUGGAGCUCCAAAACUUUCAGACGCCUCCUGCUAAAGGAGCUUUCCUCAGAGGAUCAGGAAUGGACCAAUCUACAGGAAGAUUCACUGCUCCGAUCACAGGGAUCUACCAGUUCUCUGCUAAUGUUCACAUUGACCACAACGAGGUGAAGAGGAGCAAGAGUCAGCUGAAGGCCAGGGAUAACGUCCGGGUGCUGAUCUGCAUCGAAUCUCUCUGCCACAGAUACACCUCUCUGGAGAUGAUCGUUGGAUUAGAAAGUAACAGCAAGAUAUUCACUGUCAGCGUGCAGGGGCUGCUGGAGCUCCAGGCUGGGCAGUACACCUCCAUAUUUGUGGAUAACGCAGCCGGAGCGUCCAUCACAAUACAGAACGGCUCUGAUUUUAUGGGCAUGCUGCUCGGUGUAUAGCCUCAAACAUGGAAAAGGCAUCAUCCAGACCAUCCGCCACUGCCUAUUUUCUGUUUUUGCAAAGGACUGCUCCUCUUCACCACCACACAGAACCAAACCACAGCCAGGUUUGAUGGACUUUGACUGGACUGCUUGUCAGACGGUGGAUGGACAGUGUGAAGAACUCGAGGACUGAGUUUGUUUUUCACAGAGCACCGCCACUUCCUCAAGGAACUUUGAUGACUGUUUCCUCAACAACAAAACAACCUGAAAACAAACAGUGAAUAGCUCUGUUCAGUAUGUUUCAUGGCUGUUGAAGACUUCUGCGGUAAACCAAAAAUCAAUGUUUUCUGGACAUUUGGUACAUUUGUGUUGAAAUGUACACCAUUAUGUUAAUAUGAUGUAUAAUGUACACAAUCAUGAGCUAUAGUUAUUUUUUAUCAUGGAUUUAAUAUCACAGUUAUAUAUAUGUUAUAUGGUACAUAGACUGCGAGAACACUGGACAUUAGACAUAUGCUCAAAGUACAGAAAUGGCAUCAAAAGGCCUUGUAAAAAUUGAUGUCUUGUAUAUGUAAGCUACCUUUUAUAACACGACUAUAGCUGCAUUUUUACAAUACCAAUGGCCUGGCUCUGUAUAGCAACCUUGGCCAUUUGGUCCACUAUGUCUAGGACAGAAAUAUCUCAACAGUUGAAUGAAUUCAUGGUCCCAACAGGAUAAGUCUUGUUGCCUUUCAUUGUGAGCUACAAUAAGGUUGAUAAUGGUGAUUUUGUCUUGAUUAUUACCACAACUGUUGGAUUAAGGCAGUUAAAUUGGUGCACACAUUCAUGCUGCCCUCAGGAAAAGUUUAACCAAUGUAAAUAUGCUAAAGCCUCAUUGAUGCUCCACAUUCAGCAUGGAUAGAUGUGGACAGAGCCUUCUGUCUGGCUCUGUGUUUCAUUCAACAGUCUGGCUGUAGACCGCAGAUCUCAGACGCCCCCCCUUGCAGACCACCAUGGUGAGAUGUCGUAUCUAUCAGAGUGGAAAAAUGUGCUAAAAUAAAAAUUGGAUUAAACUUCUGGUUAGAGUUAAGGUAAGGUUUGAGGUAACAGGAUACCAAAAGUUAAAAAUUAAAAACCUGACCUGCCAAACCUAAAUGAAAAAAAAAACAUCAAAUAAAGCUGAGUAAACAGACUGCUUACAAGAAGCUACUCUAACACAGCUAAUGUAGUCAGGGCUAAAGCGAACAAAGCUAUUUUAGCUUUGGGGAUAAUGUAGCUUAUAUAAAUUGCUUAGCUAAUUUAGCUAUGUGGCUUAUUUAGCUGUGUUAGCUUUGUGGUUAACAUAACUAACAUCAGCUACUUAGCUAAUUGAGCUUUGUAGCUAAAAUAGUUACACUUAAAGCUGACAAAACUACAUUGGCUAAGUAAGCUUUGCAUGUUUCAUAGCUAUGUAGCUAAAUCGAAAUCUUAAGAAGCUCUGUUAGCCAGAUAAGUUAGAUAGCUAACAUAGCUUCAUAACUAAUGUAGCUAAAGCUAACAGAGCUGUGUAGGUCUUGUGGAUAGAUUAGCUUACAAUAGCUACUUAGCUAAUUUAGCAUUGUAGCUAGAAUAGCUAACACAGUUAAAUCUUCAGCUGGAUAAAACUAUGUUAGCUAAGUAAGCUACACAGGUUACGAAGUUAUGUAGCCAAAUCUAAAGGUAAAGAAGCUAGGUCAGCUAACAUAUCUUCAUAACGACCACAGCUAAAGCUAAAUCUAAUGAAGCUACAUGAGCUUUGUGGAUAACAUAGCUAACAUUACGUCCUAAGCUUCUUUAGCCUUAUAGCUUGAUUAGCAAUGUAGUUAAAUCAAAAGCUUGAAAAAAUCUAUAUUUGCUAAGUAAGCUACACAGGUUGUGUAGCUAAAAAGCCAAAUCUAAUGCUUAAAAAAAAAGCUAUUUUAGCUAGGUCAGCUAUGUAGCUAACAUGUCUUUAUAAGUAACAUAGCAUAAGCUUAAGCUAACAAAGCUACAUAAGCUUUGUGGAUGACAUAGUUAGCAUUAGCUGCUCAGGUAAAUUAGCAUUGUCGCUUAAGGAAAUAAAGCUACAUUAGAUUAUGCUAUUUGCUAAAGCUAGAACGCUCUUAGAAGUAGUAAAAUAAAUGGCGGCACGCUUAACUUUGUUAGCUUCAGAUAAAACUAACCAAACUACAUUGGCUUUUCUUGCAACGAUAACUACAAGUUACCCACAAAGCUACGUUAUCUUUAGCUUAAGCUAAUGAAGCUAAAGCCAGCCAUCAUUUGCAUAACUUCUUCUAAAACAGGUCUACUCAUAAUUUUAUCCUGGAUUAGACAUCAGACCUUUUUUUCUGUUUUGAAUUUAUAAAUAUUGCCCAGUCUGUAAUGUUUGCAAGGUAGGUGUUUUGUGAACGUAACUGCCAGACUUUUUUAUUCAGAAAGUUGAGUUAAAAAGAACUUCUAAAACGUCAUACCAGCAUUUUGUCCCCUUCAGAGGCGGCGUCUCACAGUAGUGGUAUGCAGGAGAGGGCGUCUGAGAUCCUGUAGCCAGACCCCUCUCAAAUCAUUUCGUCCAUAUUUCAGCACAGAAUAAAACAAACAUUGCAGUAACACUAGAAAUCUGCAAAGUUCUUUGAAAAAAGCAGAAGUUUUUGAGAAAAGAUCAUGCCAUUCGGUCAGAAAGUAUAAACGUACACAUGGGCAGUUUUGACUGAGUUGUUUAAAACGUAUGUAUCUAUUUCUGUACAUAAAAGGAGCAUAAAUGAGCCUUAAUGUGCUAAAGGACAUUGGGAUGACAGCAUUGUCAUUUUAAUCAAGCUAGCAUUUAGCACAAAGAACUGUACAGUCCCAUAGAAUCACUAGUACAGAUCUAGACAUUUAAUAUUGCAUAUUCACAGUACAACAGGAAAUAAAGGGUCUUGUAAUAUGUGAUAUCCACGUUCUUACCAGUCCCUAACAUCCAUAUAGCCCUAGCUCACUGCUAGUGUUGCUAGCAGUAAUACUAUGUUUCAGACACUCAGAGAGUUUUGUAGUAUUCUGACCUUUUAACUCUGUUGUUCUUUUUUUUUUUUUCUAUUUUUACUGUAUUAUAUUACCUUUGAUGAAAGGAUGUUGUAAUUUAUCAUAACUGUUACACCAGUAAGAUUGGAAACUUUGAGGUUUUGAUAUGGUAUUUAUGUUUGAGGAAAUGUAUGAUUCACUCCAGUCUUUUCAAUGUCAAACCUUAGAUUAUUGUAAGAAUAAAUUUAUACCUUUUCAU
This is a messenger RNA of Cheilinus undulatus (humphead wrasse), 5025 nucleotides long. RefSeq names its product C1q and TNF related 12 (gene c1qtnf12). The record is from RefSeq and is a predicted model, not a curated record. Lineage: Eukaryota; Metazoa; Chordata; Actinopteri; Labriformes; Labridae. Gene Ontology annotation, molecular function: hormone activity. The transcript is spliced from 8 exons. Bases 849 to 1814 code for a protein of 321 amino acids.